Messenger RNA from Vicia villosa (hairy vetch), 1869 nucleotides. Its product is annotated as wax ester synthase/diacylglycerol acyltransferase 11-like. Gene Ontology annotation, molecular function: long-chain-alcohol O-fatty-acyltransferase activity; diacylglycerol O-acyltransferase activity. Gene Ontology annotation, cellular component: plasma membrane. The coding region runs from base 218 to 1582 and encodes 454 amino acids. NCBI's taxonomy places the organism in Eukaryota, Viridiplantae, Streptophyta, Magnoliopsida, Fabales, Fabaceae. Gene Ontology annotation, biological process: triglyceride biosynthetic process. The transcript has 6 exons. The record is from RefSeq and is a predicted model, not a curated record.
GAGAGAAACACAACGAAUCUCAACCACCCAUCCACCCUUCCUUCCAUCGCUAUCUUUUUCAAUUUCCAAAUUCACUCUAUUGAAUUAUCAUCAAUCAAUAGUUACCAGGAGAGUUAACUGCUGUAUACAAACAAAAUUCAUUUAUUAUUUUUUCAUUUUAAAACAAAAACCACUAACCGAUUCCAUUCAAACUUGUAAACCAAUUUUCCAAGAAAAGAUGGAUGGCGGUGGCGGCGAUGACGAUGAACCGCUAACCCCCGCCGGGAGGCUGUUCCUACAACCGGAGAUGAACCAAGUAAUCCACUGCGUCGUUGGUUUAAAGAACAAAGUCGACGUUGAAUCAAUUAUGACCGAAAUUCACAAGUCUCUUAUGCUUCAACAUCCACGAUUCACCAGUCUCAUGGUUCGUGACCACCGCGGCGUCGAGCACUGGCGUCCAACCAAAAUCAACCUCGACCGCCAUGUUCUCGUCUUCGAUAAUCCAGUCUCCGACGCCGUCGACGAUCAAUCGGCAAUCAGCGAGUAUAUAUCCGAUUUAUGCACCACACCGAAACUCAGCAUGGAUAAGCCACUCUGGGAGAUCCACAUCCUGAAAGCACACAAGUGCCUCAUAUUUCGAAUUCACCAUUCGCUUGGAGACGGAAUUUCACUCAUGUCAAUGCUUCUCGCAAGCUGUAGGAAGCGCGACGAUCCGGACGCGCUUCCGACGCUAUCUAUUCCUACUGUGAAAUCUCGCCGCAGUUUGUGGAAUCUUGUAACGGCCUUAUUCUUUUCUUUUAUAUAUGUGAUACAAUUUAUCUUCAGGUGUUUAUGGAUUCGUGACCGAAAAACCGCCAUUUCCGGUGGCGACGGUGUUGAACUCUGGCCGAGGAAGAUUGCCACGGCUCGUUUUUCGUUGGAAGAUAUGAAGACUGUGAAAAGUGCCGUUCCUAACGCGACCAUAAACGAUGUUCUAUUUGCAGUUAUAUCAUCCGGAAUAUCAAGAUACCUGGACUUUAGAGAACCCAAUGGGCUGCGAGACGGUGUUCAGCUAACAGGGUUAGCUAUGGUUAACUUGAGAAAGCAGCCAGGAUUGCAGGAACUGUCCAAUUUGAUGAAAAGCAAUUCUGGCGCAAAGUGGGGCAACAAAUUUGGUAUGAUCCUACUGCCUAUAUAUUACCACAGAAGCAAGAGUACAAAUCCUGUAGAAUAUUUGAAGAGAGCUAAAGUAAUGAUUGACCGAAAGAAAAAAUCUUUGGAGGCCCAUUUGUCAUACAAAAUUGGAGAUUUUGUAAUGUCCACUCUUGGUCCAAAGUUUGCUUGCUUGCUAAAUUAUAGGAUGCUCUGCCACACUACCUUUGCAUUCUCAAAUGUGGUUGGCCCUCAAGAAGAGAUUAUGAUUGCAGGCAAUCCAGUAACGUUCUUAAGGGCAAAUAAUUCUGCCUUGCCUCAUGCACUUGUUUUGCUUAUGGUGAGUUAUGCUGGAAAGGCAGACAUGCAAGUGCAGGUGGCCAAAGACAUCAUUCCGGAUCCUGAGUUUCUUGCCAAGUGCUUUGAAGAUGCAUUACUUGAAUUGAAGGAGUACGUUUCAGCCAAAAGUUGACAUUAGUAUUCGAGAAAUUGUAUGUGGGACAACAAAUGCUAACAGACAUGCAUGGCAAAGAUAUCACAGCCAUGAAUUAUACACACUUGUUCACGAGGAGUAAAAAUAAAAUUUUCUCAUAUAGUGAAUAAAGAGAGACCCCUAAACUAGAUGUGCUAUCUGAUGUACUGUUUUAUAUUAUAAAAAAUCAUCAAUUAUUAAUAGUAAGAAAACUGGUGCCUACAUAUACAACAUUUGAAAUCAUGUGAGAAGACUGAUGUGAAAAGACUGAUCAACAAUUUUGAAAA